Molecule: messenger RNA, 2814 nt
Organism: Pollicipes pollicipes
Lineage: Eukaryota; Metazoa; Arthropoda; Thecostraca; Pollicipedomorpha; Pollicipedidae
Product: ephexin-1
Exons: 12
Coding region: 478-2238 (586 amino acids)
Biological process (GO): activation of GTPase activity
Molecular function (GO): protein binding; guanyl-nucleotide exchange factor activity
Source: RefSeq, a predicted model, not a curated record
UCCAACCGGUCCUCGGUCAGACGGUCGGACACGGACAGCCUGUCGAGCCUGCAGCAGGCGGAGGCGGCCCGCGUGCGCCUGCCCUCCAGCCAGUCGAGCUCGUCCCGCGAGUCGGCCGUCUCGUCGGCCGCCGCGCGUAAGCCCAGUCUCGGCCUGGUCAGGCCGCGCACCGCGCCGCCGGCGCCGCCAGCGCCGCCCGCGGCCGCCUCCGCAAACUCACCGCUUCCGGCACGCUCGCCUGACUCGUCUAGUCCCGGCUUGGUCCGCUCGCUGUCGACGCAGUCGCAGCUGGCGGCGCGGCCGCUGGCGACGGUUCCAUUCCGCCACUCGGCCUCCGUGGACGCGGAGCAGGCGCCGCCGCUGCCCCCGCCGGCGGCGCGAGGCGCGCGGCCGCCGCCGCCUGCCGGUCGAGCUGAGCCGGCCUGGCCGCGGCCCGAGCCGGGCGCCGCCGCCUCCAGCCACGACAACACCGAGUACAUGCUGUCGACCGAUGCGGCCGCGGUCGCCGCCGAGCCGGGGGUCGAGGAGGAGGAGCAGUACACCAGCCUGCUCGACAAGGAGCCGCUCUACCAGGUGUACCUGCGGGACCGCUGCUACCAGGAGUCGGUGAGCGGCGGCUCGGAGGACGACUACGAGACGAUCCGCGAGUCGCCACCGGACGGCGAGGCGGCGCCGCCGGACGCGGCGGCCGGCUCUCAGGAUCCGCCGCCGCCGCCGCCGCCGGCCCGCCGCCGCCUCCACUCGCGGCCAUCAGCCAUCGAGCUGCUGGCGGCGCCGGCCGAGGGCCAGCGAUCGCUCUGGUGUCAGCUGCCGGAGGUCAUCAACAGCGGCAUCCUCGACAAACUGAGCAGCGACGAGAAGCGGCUGCAGGAGGCCAUGUUCGAGGUGGUCAGCUCGGAGGCCUCCUACCAGAAGUCGCUGUCGGUGCUGGUGCGACACUUCAGGGAGGAGCCUACCCUGUGCCAGUUCCAGUCGCCUGACUGCAUCCUCAACAAGGCCGACUACCAGGCCCUGUUCUCAAACGCUGACAAAGUGCGCCAGUGCUCGGAGGCGUUCCUCACGGAUUUGGAGCGGCGCUGGCAGGAGGACGUGAUGCUGCGAGGCCUGUGUCAGGUGAUCCAGACUCACGCUGCCUCCCACUUCCACGUGUACAAACACUACUGCGCCAACCAGAUCAUCCAGGACAGAAAGCUGAAGGAGCUCAGGGAGAAGAGUCCGCAGUUUGUGGAGGUGCUGCGGCGGCUGGAAUCGUCGUCCCAGUGCCAGAGCCUCAGCCUGCACUCGUUCCUGAUGUUGCCCAUGCAGCGGGUGACGCGGCUGCCACUGCUGGUGUCGGCCAUCCUGGUCAGGCUGGAGCCCGGACAUCCGGAGUACAACAGCUGCCAGAUGGCCUACCAGACGCUCACGCAGCUGGUGAAGGACUGCAACGAGGAGGCGCGCCGGAACGAGCGGCUGGAGGAGCUGGUAUCCAUCAGCCGCCAGCUGCUGUUCAAGGACACCAAGGUCUUCCCACUGGUCACGGGCAGCAGGUGGCUGGUUAAGAAAGGCGAGCUGGUGCGAACUGUCUGCAAGGCGGACGAUUCCAAACUGACCUUCGGUCGCAAACAGGCUCGCCAACAGACCGUCCACAUGUUCCUCUUCAACGACCUGCUGAUCAUCUCCAAGAGGAAAAGUGACGGCUUCUACCUCGUGCUGGACUAUUGUUUGCGGAACAUGGUGCAGCUGACCGAGAACGCCGAGGAUCGCGCGGACAAGUUCCUGCUCACGCUGCUCAGCAACCACGAGGGCAAGACGGUCGAAAUGCUGUUCUGCUGUCCGGUGGAGUCGGAGCGCGUGCGCUGGGUGGAGGCCGUCACGCCCAAGACGCAGAAGACGGAGACCGAGACCGUGUACGAGACGUGGGACUGUCCGCAGGUGCUGGCGGUCCACCCGUACGCCGCUCAGCAGCCGGACGAGAUUACGCUGCACGUGGGCGACGUGCUCAAGGUGCUGCGUAAGGUGCCCGACGGCUGGUACCAGGGCAUGCGCCUGCUCGACUCCACGUCCGGCUGGUUCCCGAGCAACCGGUGCCAGGAGAUCAUGUCGGAGCACGUGCGCGCGCGCCACCUGCGCCAGCGGUACGAGCUGCUGCGCAUGACCGGCGACUUCCUGCGCCAGGAGCGCGAGCGCAAGCUGCGCGCCGAGAAGGAGACGGCGCGCGGCGGCUCCCCGCCCACGGAGCGGGCCACGCCCGCCUGAGGGCGCUGACCGGUGGGAGCGGGCCCGGCUGGUGUGGGCAGCCCGCCCGGCGGCCGGGCUCGCCCCUGGAUCCUGACGCUGCGCUGGGCGCUGGCCGGGCCGCGGCCUGGUGCCGCGGCAGGGACGCCGGAGCUCUCUCUGGGGCGAGAGUGGUGCUCAUGCCGAGGGCCGGUCCCACGUGUUGGACCCAACCGUCCGUCGUUACGCGCUGGGGGAUGUAACCGUAAUGCUCGAGAGACGCGUGUGUGCGCUUGGUCACAUUCCUGUUUCAAAAAGCUGGUAACAGGGGACUGUUGCUGCCAAACCAAUUGUGAUAUUGUUUUAGUGACAUCGAUAUGCCCUGUUAGAGGUGGUUUACUAAUAUGUUUAUUUACUCAGCCUCUGAGUGUCGUGAAUAACUUCUGCUUCACCCAGUGAUGAUUUGUCAUCAAGUUAUCGUUCGAUAAAUGUUGUCCGUAUGCAUUGGUGCUGCGAUGUAGACUGCAUGUGUCCACUGCUGAGUAAUAAUGUACAUAUUGAUCACGUGUCAUUGAAGAUGCUUUAUUGAAAUGCAAUAUAGAAUGCUCUGUGUGCGAA